Messenger RNA from Oldenlandia corymbosa var. corymbosa, 1465 nucleotides. The record is from the annotation of a GenBank genome assembly. Lineage: Eukaryota; Viridiplantae; Streptophyta; Magnoliopsida; Gentianales; Rubiaceae.
AAAGGAAUAAAGCCAAAAAAAAAAUGGAAAAUAAAGAAGAGAAAAUAUAUUGACCAACACUGAUAAUUCAGUUGCUCUGAACCAAAUCAAACAGUUACCACUGCAAAAUCCAUAGGAAUUUCUGGUCUUGCUUUCAGUUUAGCACAAAGUUAGAAUAAAGUGACUGCCUUUCUCUGUGGAACGAUGGAAUCAGGGAGAGUGUUUGAUGAGAAAGAUUUCCUGUCAUGCUGUGGAAGCACAAAAUUCGCUCAAGAGAUGGUUUUGGCUGGGCCCUUUUCCGAUUGUCAGCAGGCCAUUGAUGCUGCUAGAGACAUCUGGUUCGAGAAGGUUGAUGUAAAUGGCUGGCUGGAAGCUUUUGCAACUCAUCCUAAGAUUGGUGAAAGCCCUUCUCAGAAAGGCAAAAGCAGUGCAAGUGCUAACUGGAGCAAGGGAGAACAAUCAACAGCUUUAGCAACUGCCACUGAUUCUAGCUUGCAGGAGCUAGUUGAGUGGAAUGCUCGUUACAGACAAAAGUUUGGCUUCAUCUUUCUGAUAUGUGCAGCUGGAAGAAGUACUCCUGAGAUUCUUGGAGAAAUGAAGAGGCGUUACCACAACAGGCCACUGGCUGAGUUUGAGAUUGCUGCCCAGGAGCAAAUGAAAAUAACAGAAUUACGUCUUUCUAAGCUAUUUUCAGUUACAGUAGAUGCAGCUCCAAAAAACAAGGCAGAGCAUGCCACCAACAUUGUGACAAAAGCGGGAGAAGAUCGGAUGAGUGUGAUUGGAGCACAUUUUCCUGCUGCUAGUGAAGUGUCUGUAAAAUUACCUUCUCCAGCUCCCCCAAGAACACGCCCUCCUAUCACAACCCAUGUUCUGGACACUGCACGAGGCUCUCCAGCUAUUGGCAUUGAAGUGCAGUUGGAAUACUGGGUAGGCAACGAACCACCAUCGGUGUUCCAUCAGAACAUUAAAGGUGACUGGAUAGUUAAAGCACGGACAAUGACAGAUAAAGAUGGAAGAAGUGGUCCAAUGUUCACGCAGGAUGAGAUUUUCAACCCAGGGCUUUACAGGAUUAGCUUCAACACUGGUAAAUACAAUCCUGAUGGUUUUUUCCCGUAUGUGUCUAUUGUCUUUGAAGUUAGGGAGUCCCAGAUGUGGCAACACUUCCAUGUCCCUCUGCUUCUGUCUCCUUUCGCUUUCUCCACAUAUCGUGGCAGCUAGUUUCCAUGAUUCCCUCUGCAGUCUGCACAAAAGGUGUAACCCAAUUUGGCUGUAUAUUUACACUGUCAUGCUUUUCUCCCAGUAACAGCAACAAGACAUUCCUGUGUUGAUUUGGCCGGUUAACUGAAAGAGAUUUAUGUGCAGUUUUAUACUAUAUCUGAUUGGAAUAAGAAACUAAAUAAUGGAAUUUCUCCACUAUGAGGAGGUAGAGUCAAUACUUAGAUUACAAGGAGGCUAAUAAUUAUCAGGUACCUAAUUUAUUUAAACC